Messenger RNA from Dromiciops gliroides (monito del monte), 4598 nucleotides. It is a transcript of the gene RAB40C, whose product is annotated as RAB40C, member RAS oncogene family. Gene Ontology annotation, cellular component: plasma membrane; synaptic vesicle; endosome. The record is from RefSeq and is a predicted model, not a curated record. Gene Ontology annotation, molecular function: GTP binding; GTPase activity. Bases 589 to 1446 code for a protein of 285 amino acids. Gene Ontology annotation, biological process: intracellular signal transduction; protein localization to plasma membrane. NCBI's taxonomy places the organism in Eukaryota, Metazoa, Chordata, Mammalia, Microbiotheria, Microbiotheriidae. The transcript has 7 exons.
GCGGGUCUCUGUGGCAGUGGGUGCUGGAAGCCGAGGCGGCCCUGGAGCAGCCUCAUCGCCGCUUUUGAACCGGCUCCUGAGCUGCCCUGGAGACACUCAGCCCAGCCUUCCCCGGGUGCCCAGUCCUUCCCAGGCCCCUUCCACCGAGACCCCUCGCUCGCCGCCCUUCCCUCCUUGAGGGGGCGGCCCCCACCCAGUCAUCCCGCGCUCGGCCCCGGGCUCGCGUUGGGGCGGCGGCCGCCUGGGGAGGGAAGGAAGCCGGCGCGGGCCUGAGAGGAGGUGGCGACAUCGGCGGUGGGCCAGGCCGGGUCGGGCCGGGCCGCUCCGCGCCUCGGGGCUCUCCUGAGGAGGAGCAGGUGCGUCUCGGCCGAGGAUGGAGGAGGGUUUUCACCCGGAAGAUCAAUUAUGGAAAGUGAGCGGGACGCAGAGUUCCUUUUGAGAGGGUGAAUCUCCCCUCUACUUUCACCCUCUCUCUUCAACAACAACCACCCCCUCAGGGGGAUCAUCUCUCAAAGACUGGAAGCUGGAACCUGUGCUCUUGUGUCGUUGUGGCUGCAUGUUUAGUAUGCAGAUCCUGCCUCUUUGCUAAUGAGAGGGAGAAUGGGGACCCAGGGCAGCCCUGUGAAGAGCUAUGAUUAUCUGCUCAAAUUCCUGCUGGUAGGAGACAGUGAUGUUGGAAAGGGAGAAAUCCUGGAGAGCCUUCAAGAUGGAGCAUCUGAAUCUCCCUACGCCUACAGCAAUGGGAUAGACUAUAAAACAACAACAAUUUUACUGGAUGGCAGACGGGUCAAGCUGGAACUUUGGGAUACAUCUGGUCAGGGGAGGUUUUGCACCAUUUUCAGAUCCUACUCCAGGGGUGCUCAGGGAAUUCUUCUAGUAUAUGAUAUUACAAACCGCUGGUCCUUUGACGGCAUAGACCGAUGGAUAAAGGAAAUUGAUGAACAUGCUCCUGGUGUUCCCCGAAUUUUGGUGGGCAAUAGGCUCCACCUGGCCUUCAAGCGGCAGGUGCCAACAGAGCAAGCCCGCUCCUAUGCUGAAAAGAACUGCAUGACAUUCUUUGAGGUCAGCCCACUGUGCAACUUCAAUGUGAUUGAGUCCUUCACAGAACUGUCGAGGAUUGUUCUCAUGCGACAUGGCAUGGAGAAGAUCUGGAGGCCCAACCGAGUGUUCAGUUUACAGGACCUCUGCUGUCGAGCAAUUGUCUCCUGUACCCCCGUCCAUCUUAUUGACAAGCUUCCACUGCCUGUCACCAUCAAAAGUCACCUGAAAUCCUUCUCCAUGGCCAACGGGAUGAAUGCAGUGAUGAUGCAUGGACGCUCGUAUUCCCUGGCUAGCAGCGGGGGUGGGAGCAGCAGCAAAGGCAACAGCCUGAAGAGGUCUAAAUCCAUCCGUCCUCCACAGAGCCCCCCACAGAACUGCUCACGCAGCAACUGCAAGAUCUCUUAGCAAAAUGAAGAACUCAGUGAGCGUAAAGACACCCACACCCACCCACCCAUGUACAAAUGUUUGCACAUUCAACUCUCUUAAAAGAAAAAUGAAAAAAAUGGAUCCCACCGUUAUUCCUUGGUUACUCUUCUGGCCAGGGUAUUUCACUUAGGGAAUGUUCCUGAUGGUGUGCUUGGAGUCUUGGGUUGGCUGGAUCCCAUGUCAUUGGCAGGGAAGAUUUGGACCCUACACCCUACCCAGAAAGCUUUGGGAUUUCCUCUUCACUUAGACAAAGAGAGGGUAGAAAAAAUAUAUGGCUGCCGGGAGGGAAAACAAUUUAGCUAGUCUCGAAAGGAAUGGAUUAUUGGAGACUAGAGAAGCAUAGGGUGUGGUGAGGGGAGCCUCUGCUACAGCAUGAACCCAUGAACUCAUAAAUGAAUUGCCGGUGCUAUAGAGGGCCUUGAUUUAAAAUACAAAAAAAAAAAAAAGACUGAAAGAGUUUGGGGGUAUGGCAAAUUUGCGGUGGAUAGGACUGCUGUUGCCAAAAACAAGCUCUUGGGGAGCUGGCUGUAAGCUUUGCCUGCCUUUUUCACUUAUUUAUAUAGAAGUAUAUAUAAUAUUUCACUUUUUUGGGUAAAUUUUUAAAAAGCAGUCAGGGAAACCUUUAUGCAGCCAUGUGAUAAAGCAUUGCACUCAUUACUAGUGCAUCUGCUAAGGGGAAAUGAAAACACUUUAAGGAAAGCUAUGAACUGAUACAGGUGUUUUGCAGUAGCAAGUAUUUUUGAUGUUUGAGUACUCUUUCCACAAAGAUAAUAAGGAAUUUACUGUCAAAGCUUGAAAUGUUCUUUCUUUGAAUAUACUUCAUCCCAGUGGGAAAACAGGAAGAAUGUUGUGGAUUAAAUGAAGACACCAGGUUGGGGGGAGGGGAGGGGAUGCUGCCUGGGAGUUUGCUUUGCUUUGCACAUCUUCUGCCUGCUUUUUGGUAGCUGUGCUGAACGUACCUGGACUGACUUCCUCCUGUGAGUCUCCUCACCUCUGUCAUACAGUAUUGGGUAACGUGAGCACCUUUCUGGGAGGUGUGCACUUAGAGAAGCACAGGGCUCUAUCCUGGAGUCAUUUGGAUUUCAUCUGUUUACAGCUUCCUUGUCCCAUUGGCUCUAUUCCGUCCUCUCAGUUUUCACCCAUCAUAAGUCACUCCCUGCUUCUGAAGGCCUCCAAACUGAAAGGUUUCACAGUGACAAAAAAUCUGGGGUUUGCUCCAUUGUACCUUUAUUUUAACACUUUCCUCACAUGCUCCCAUGAUCCAGUAAAUUCUUUUGCUAGGGAAAUAUGCUGCUCCAAACUGGCCAUGGAAACCAUUCCCUCCUUAAAUGCAGUGCUGUCUUCAUAUUUGUUGCUUAAUAGAUUAAACUUGUGCCAGCAUUUACCAGAAUGAAAAGCUAUUCACAAGUUGUUAAAUACUUGAUUAAGGGAAAUCUAGGAGUAGUAGAUCUAAUUUUAUCCUUAGUUUUUUGCAGAGAAGGGAAUCCAUGAUUCUGUAUUCUCGGAUUCCAUCUGACAUAGAGAAGUAGACACUGUCCAUCUUCAUGACUGUAAAUGUGCUUGCCACACAUUCUUCUUUGUAAAUUAUACAUAAAAUUGACACGUUUACCAACAGCCUCAGCAUACUAAUCUAAUAUUUUUGUCACUUUUUUCCCUAAAAAACUUGCUUUUCUCCGAUGCCAAUCAGAAGAAUAGAGUAAACGUAACAGCUCUCUGAAACAGUGCUAAAUCAGUGAAUAGUCUCCUAGUUCUCCAGUCUACACAAAGCCCUAGAUGCUGGUUUACAGGCAAGCUAGAUUUGUGUUCUUUGUAAUCUGGCACACUGAACCAAGAGCACCCGUUUUCAACACAUUCGAUUCUACAGGGUGAAUCUGGGAGAUAAAUAUUCUCUUUAAACAUCACUGAAAUAGCUUCUUUUGUUUGGUCCAUGAGGACAACUGAAGAUGCCUUCUAAGAACUUAAAUGUGUGUCCCAGUCACCAAAAGACUGGUGACCAAAAAAACCCAACAACAAACCAUCCUAUUGUAUUUUGACACUCACUCACUACCCUCAGCUUGUGAUUGAUUCCUAUACUCCUCCCACUGCUCUUCUUAAACCUUUCCCACUGAGUUUGAUUUCAUCCACAUCUGUGCCUGGGAGGUGUGUUGGGCUUGAGUCACAUCGGUGCUGUAUUCUACCUCUUCCUAACUCAGUGUUGGUGUGACCACACAUAGCAGCUGCUCCUACCUUUCCAAGAGCAUAGACUGCCCUCAGCAACCACAGACAGCUGGUGGUCACUGGCCAGGAACAUCCUUCAGUGUAUUAGUUGCAUCUUCAUUGCCUUUCCCUUUCUCCAAAGACUUCAUAAAUCCCAAACAUGUUUCCCAAAUCAAGUCCCACUGCUUUUUAGAAACCCAUUUAAUUCAUGGGCAGAGUAAAAUGUGCUAAGCCUUUAUGGGCAAAUGGUCUCCUACUGGGCCUUCCUAGGAAAUGAAGGCUGCCAAUAUUUUAAUAAUCCCAUAGCUAUCAACUCAUCAAAUUCAGUGGAGCAACAGACAAUCAUCAUCAUCAAAACCGAAUAUUGAGGGAAACAUGGGCUAAUGGAUGAACUGGGAUAGCCAUGGGAGUUAUUGUUCUUGGACCUGGGGAACCUUUUCUGAAACAGAUUCUCUCACUGCCUCUUGGGGAAUUCUGAGUCUUUAUCAUCCUAUGAUUUGGGGGAACACCCAUCCACUAACUGAUUGCAGUUUGAUCUAUGGGGACAAGGAUUGGAUUUGCCUUUAUAACAGCAGAGAGAAAUGAGAUGUUGAUUUAGGCUCAUUAUAACCUCUGUUUCUCCCAUUUCUGACCCUCUCCCUAGCCUUUCUAUGCUAAAAGUCAAACCUGGAAGAUCCUACAGAUAGCCAGCCAAAAUGGGAUUUGUUUUCUUUGGAAAUUUCAAACAAAAUUGAAUUGACUUGGGGAUUGGGAGUGGGGUGGCAUGGGGAGAAGGGGUUUUUGGCAUUUAUGAUAUCAACACUAUUCUUAGCUGCUGUUUUGACACUUGUACCAUUCCUGUGUUCUAUUGGACUUUUUAUUUCUUUGUACAGUAAGUGUAAUUCAACUGUGAUAUACAUGUUUUGUUUUAUAUAAAUUAAAGUCUUGUUUUUAAA